AAAGCACAAAGCGCAAAGCACAAACCACAAACAACCACACCAUGAUGUCAACGUCCAGCACUACCUCGAGCAACAGCCGGCCCACCAUGACGGUGGUAAAUGGUCGGCUGCCCCAGAUAGCCACUCCAUCUCAUUAUGACUUGACGUUUACUCAAGUGGAUCUGGAGGGAUUCACAUUUAGUGGGACCGUGGUGAUGUCCUUGACUCGCUCUUCCACAGCCGAAGCAGUCGACCAUUCGUCUCUGGUGGUCCAUGCCCGGGAAUUGCAGUUGCUCAGCUCCACAUUGACCCGUAAAUCAGAUGACAGUUCGUUCCAGGCAGUCGAGUUUCGGUAUCAGUUGCACCAUGAGACAUGUGAAAUCGUCUUUGACAGCAGCCCUUGGACUACUACUAGUGGACCUAGUAACACUGACACGGAGUGCACAUUGACCAUGGAGUUCUGUGGCAUUCUCAAUGAUCAAAUGGCAGGAUUCUACAGGAGUCAGUACACGGAUCUACAGGGACGAUGCAUCACCAUGGCAUCGACGCAGUUUGAACCCACCGAUGCCAGGAGGGCGUUUCCGUGUUGGGAUGAACCUGCCUUGAAGGCCACCUUUCAAAUGACCGUCAUACUGCCCAAUCACCAGUUGCAAGCCAUUUCCAAUACACCCAUUAUAUCCAGUCAUACGACUAUGUCGACUAGUAAUCAAACAUUGAUCAAGACGGUCCGAUUCGACAAGACACCCAAAAUGUCUACGUAUCUCGUCGCAUUGGUGAUUGGACAAUUCGAUUCCAUUUCCACCACGUCCCCACAAUCCCAAAUUCAAACCACCGUCUAUACCCGACCCGGCAAGGCCGCCCAAGGACAAUUCUGUUUGGACACGGCCAGUCAAUGUCUGGAUUUCCUACAAGAUACCUACGGGGUUCCCUAUCCGCUGGGCAAGAGUGAUUUGAUUGGGAUUGCCGAUUUUGCAGCCGGUGCCAUGGAAAACUGGGGUUGUGUCACCUAUCGAGAAGCCAAAAUUCUCGUCACGGCAGGGACAUCGACCACUAUGAAACGAGGGAUUGCCCGGACCGUUUGUCAUGAAUUGGCGCAUCAGUGGUUUGGCAAUCUCGUCACACCCGAGUUUUGGACACAACUAUGGCUCAAGGAAGGAGUGGCACGGUUCAUGGAAUUUGUUGCCCUGGAGCACUUGUUUCCGGAAUGGAAACCAUGGGAAGAGUUUGUGCAAUCCGUAUACAAUUUGGCGCUCUCGUUGGAUUCAUUGGAAUCCAGUCAUCCCGUGGAGGUCGUUGUGACACAUUCCGAUGAAAUCAAUGAAAUCUUUGAUGCCAUUUCGUAUGCCAAGGGCGCCAGUAUCAUUCGAAUGCUCUGUCACUACAUUGGCAAGCAGACCUUUAUGGAUGGGAUGAGACUCUAUCUGCAGCGACAUGCCUAUGGGAACACUACUAGUGAAGAUUUCUGGGCAGCAUUGGCCGAAGUCUCGGGCAAACCAUGUGUGAAAUUCAUGGAACCGUGGACAAAACUAAUGGGAUUCCCACUCUUGCAGUUGAUACAAGACGACAACAAUAGUAAGAUCACCAUGACCACCAAUCAGUUUCGUUCCAGCAACACUGCGGCGUCAUCCACGGAGAACACCACUACUAAAGAAUGGCCCAUGCCAGUGACUGCCCGCGUGGAAGGAAGCGACAAAGUCUUUGGACCGUGGGUCCUGCAUGGACCGGACCACGACGAUUCGGAAGCCUUUUUAAAGCAACUGGAAGAAUGGUCGGCAGGCAACAAGUGGUUCAAACUCAAUGUAGAUCAACACGCAUUCUUCCGUGUCAACUACACGCCCCAACAGUGGAGCCGCUUGGCAAACGCCAUGACGUCCUUGUCAGUGACAGAUCAACUGGGAUUGGUCGGCGAUUCCUUUGCGGCAGGAAAGUUUGGAUAUGCCUCUAUUGUGGACUCGUUGAAACUGGUUGAAGGAUUUGGAGAACACGAUACUGCAGAGUAUGUGGUAUGGCAGGAGUUGGCAGGAAACCUAUCUACAUUGGCGUCCUUGUACCGCUCGGAGCCCUACUAUCCUCAGUUUCAAGACUAUGUAAAGAAACUGUUUGCCAAACAAGCAGGAAUUCUCGGGUGGGAGUCAUCUCCCGAUGAGUCGGCUCGCACAGGCACCCUCCGUGGAUCUGUCCUCCGUAUGAUGGGGAUUGCCAAUGACGCCGAAACGAAGGCAGAAGGAUACAAGCGAUUCAUGGAGCUUACCCGAAUGCCGUCCUUGGAGGGAGCUGUUUCCGGUGACAUUCAACGAGUCCUGUUUCAUUUGGCAUUGAAGCAUGAUGAAGCAACGGUCUUUCCCGCCCUCAAGCGUGUCGUGGAAGAGCACGCUGGAUUAUCCCCAGAGACCCAGCGCGACUGUUUGGUGGUAAUGGGAUCGGUGCAUGAUGCAAAAUUUCACAACGAAAUGCUGGAAUAUGUUUUCUUUUCUGGCAAGGUCCGACAUCAGGACGUCGCCUUUCCUUUGAGUGCCCUCAGCGGUGGUAGCGACCAAGGCGGACGGGCUACCUGGAAUUUCUUUGUUCAGAAUUAUCACAAAUUGCGUUUGAUGCUUGGGGCUGGUUUCUUGUGGAGAGACGUUGUGGGCGUUUCCGCUAGGGGACUUCGAACACUGAAGGAAGCCCAAGAAGCGGAGGAUUUCUUCAAGGAUCCUAAACAUCCCGUGGGUUCGGGCGCCCGUAGACUGCAACAGGCUUUGGAAGUGGUUCGCAACCAGGCUGGGCGUAUCGAGCGUGACCGCGAAGCCCUGACCAAGUUUUUCCAAGCAUAGACGUUUCUAGUGCUCUGUCGCUUCCGUCUCUGGUGCGCUGAUGUGGGGAAAUUUCAAUAUGACAAUUAACUUCUUUACCUAGAGGCAUACUUUACUACUCUAGAGGCAUAUUUCGCUACAAACAUUCACCACAACUAAUCUCGACUCAAUUGUCUUGCAACCGCCAUUUACCAGCAACAGUCCAACACCUCCCCUUCCACGGUCGGCUCCAAAGACCAAAGUUCAUCACCCGCGGUGAUGUUGGUUCCUUUCACCACCCUCCCGUUCAAUGUGACGAGGGUGUAGUCUUCAUACACAAAGCUUCUCUUCUCGAAGAAGCUGCCAUCGCAGUAAUAGCAGCUCUCUGGGAAUUCUUGGUGGUGGUUGACGCGGAACAAUUCCUGGAUUCCCUGGCUUUCGGCAUUUCCAACAUCCAGCACCACGAAACCUUCGAAUGCUUCCUGGUUGGGGCUUUGCGUCUCUGGGGAUCUUUCCACUACCGUUGAGUUGUGGUCAACCACAAAAAAGUCGUCGUCAUGGUAGGCAUAGAUUGGGUGGAUGGAAGCGGGAACAAUCAGCUUUCCAUCCUUGUAUUGAACAGCCUUUGACUCGUAUUCGCUGACGGAAUAUGAGUUGGCUUCAUCUGGGUCGGCCAGCAUGUAGCUAUCCACAACCUUGGGCUCCGAUGGGUCGGACACAUCGAAGACGCUGAUCAGCACCCCGGUGUUGAUCUGAUCCAAACCUGCACCAGUGGUGUUUUGCCCAAUGCCGACCAGCAUACUGGAAUCCUCGUUCAGGGGGUGCAAGUACCGAGCGAAUCCUUGCAAUGUGACUGAUCCCUUAAUAGCGGGGGCUUCACCUGGGGCCAGCUCAAGCACAUAGAACGGAUCUCUCUCGUCGAAAGUCAUUGCGUACGAAAAAGUCUCGCCAAAUCGAACCGCAGUGAUGAUUUCGUGGGGUUCUCCAAUGCGGACACGCCCAAUUUCCGUCAUCUUCCCCUGUUGGGCAACGUCGAGCACAACGACAAAGUUGUCUGUCGAUGAGAUGUCCUCGUCGGUUGUGGUGGCGUUGAUGUCGCAAAUGAACGUGGCUGGGCAACCAGUCUUGACAACUUUUCCGGCGGGGCAGUCAAUCGCGACAUCAAAGCAUUCAUCCCAGUUCUCCUCUGUGAUGCAGGGAUCCUCGUUCCAGUAUUCAUCUCCACAUGCUUCCCAGACUGUGUCCACGGGGAACCACUUUUGAAGAGUUGUGGCGACUCGGAGAUCGUUGCCCUGAACAUCAAGCGAGUGCUUGGAUGCCAUUCGUCCCUCCAAUAGAGCAAUAGAUUGGAAGGUGGCUCCUACCUGAUUUCCUCCUUCGACGAUGUUCAGGUUCAAAAGGAACAAAGACUCUUGGCUGCGCUGAGUGGCUUCAUUCCAUUCGGAGUUUUCAAGUGACAAUACAAGCGCAUUAUCGGUACCGUAGAGUUUGGCUGAUGAGGAGGGGACGAAGGCCCCGGCCGUGGAAACCUGCAAAUCCUCAUUCCCUUCGACCGAUAGAAAGUCGUUGGCGUUGAUGGUGGUGAUCUGCUUGUAGAAGGCCAGCGACUCGUCAAAACUGCCAAAGUAGUCAGCAAAGUGCCAUGGUUCGACAAAUCCCUCCGGUUUCCAUGCGUUCAAUCGAAGCAUUGAUGGGAUCUGAUCAUCAACGGACAAACCUUGACUGAUGGCUUGGACAAACCUGGGGAUUAGGUGCGUUUCAGCCAGCCCAGAAGCCGCUUGGAUGUAGUCAGCCUGUGACAUCCAGGGGAAGUAUCGGACAUCAAGGGCGUCGGUGAAAUCGUAGAUUGCAACACUACUGCUGCUCAAGAUCUGAAUGCUGUUGCUCUCCUGCAUCCAGAGUCCGUCUUCAUACAAUCCGUUGACGAUUUUGGACGCCACCUUCAGCAUGGCUGCAUUCGUUGACGUUGGCUUUGUGUACACAAUCACUCGAGUUGCCCCUUGGUUUUGAAGGCCUUUUUGGCUGUCCCAGUCAACGGAAACAUCAGUGACGAUGACAACAUGUUCCUCAGUGAGAAGCACGGCUCGAAUGAACUCCUUUUGAGUCCAACCAUAUUCAUCGGGUUCUCCCUUUGGCGUCGCCACCUGUUGAAUCAAUUCGCCUCCGCGGGUCAUCACCAGCAAGUAGUUCCCGUAGGCCGCGUAGAUGAAUUCACCGUCGCUCUUGACAAUAUCAGCUUCGUCAGCAGUCUUUUCUUGGUUGUUUGUUGUGCCACCCUUUUGUGAGUUUGAAGCCCUGACUUGUUUAUCGGUGCCAGCCGAGGCAACAGCUGCAGCAGUCCCCGCUGCGACUGCUGCCGCGGUUGUGGUGUCAUUCAAGCCCUCAACAUGGUUGAUUCCGUUGUAGUGAUAUUGGUUGCUGUUUUGGACGUUCCACAAGAUGACAUUGCCUGCAAUAUACUUCAAGACAUCGGUGAGGUCCGCCUCGAACUCUGCUUUGGAAGCGUAUCCAUCAACAAUGCCUUCAGAGAAGGGCUGUAGCUUGGCAUCUCCAAAGGGGUUCUCCAGUGCCGGGGCAUCCGUUUUCGCACCCGUAGUGCCGGUCUUGGCUGUCUCGUUGCUUGCAGAAAGACUCUGACUCUGCAAUUGCGAUGCAGGGAUAUCCGGCAAGUCGCAAUCAACUUGUUUGCCUUUUCGGGUCUGGGUAACAGCCACGGCAACAACGAUUGUCACCAUCAAAAGAAAGGCGAUAACAGCCCCCAAGAGGAUGUUGCGUUUCUUUGUGCCACCAUUUUUGUCGCUUCCAGCUUGUGGGUCUCCCUUUCCGGAUUCGUCUGCAGCUUUCUCGACAUCAUAGUUUGUUCCUUCGAGAGACACGUUCUCCAUUGUUGUCUCUUCUUCGUUCGUGUUGUUAUCCUUUGGAUUCAUCUUUGUUGUGGUUCGCUCUUCUGUGUUCCUUUCUGCUUCGAUUUGUUGUUUGUUAUUGUUUGCUUUUUGCUUUUGUGAGCUUUCCUAUCGGCGUUGCGGAUCUGGAGGACCAGAGGCAAGAUCUCUUUACGUCUCGGAUCGCCAUGCACUUCCUGGCACCCACCACGACCUCAGUCGUCAACUUUUCUAGCGUUGACGAGCUUCAGUAAAUUCAGUCUUCUUAGUAAAAUUCUGUGCUGAACGCUGGGGAGAGUAUCUUUGCCCGACUGGGC
Seminavis robusta is the source of this 5949-nucleotide messenger RNA. Lineage: Eukaryota; Bacillariophyta; Bacillariophyceae; Naviculales; Naviculaceae. The record is from the annotation of a GenBank genome assembly.